AUGGCUUCUCUUGAGAUUUUAUCAUUGGCUAGUUGUGGACUCACAGGCACGCUGCCUAACCAAGGACUGUGCAAGCUGAAGCAACUAAAAGAGCUGUAUAUGAACAACAAUGACCUAAGGGGUACCUUGCCCUGGUGCUUGGCCAAUUUGACUUCUCUUCGAGUAUUGGAUAUCUCUUUCAAUGAAAUUAAUGAAAGCAUCUCCUCAUCACCCCUUAAACAUCUAAUAUCCAUCCAAUAUCUUUUCGUGUCACACAAUCACUUCAAAAUCCCAAUUUCACUUGAACCUUUUUUCAACCAUUCGAAACUCAAGAAGUUCUAUGGUGAGAAUAACCAAAUAUUUAAAGAAAUUGGGUCGCAUUCUUUGGCCCCACGAUUCCAAUUAAAUUCCUUUGUAUUAGGUGGUUAUGGAGAUGGUGGCACAUUUCCCAAAUUUCUUUAUCAUCAAUAUGACUUGGAUGAAGUUGAUCUCUCUCACUUAAAUUUAAAGGGAGAAUUUCCAAAUUGGUUGUUAGAGAACAACACAAAACUAGAAACGCUUCUUCUAGUCAAUAACUCCCUUUCUGGACCUUUCCAAUUGCCAAUUCAUCCUCACCAACAUUUAACAAGUUUAGAUAUCUCAGUCAAUAAAUUCUACGGUCACAUUCCAAUAGAGAUUGGGGCAAAUCUACCGAGGUUAAUAUUUUUAAACAUUUCUAGAAAUGCGUUUCACGGUAGCAUUCCAUCUUCUAUUGGUGACAUGAACUCAUUGGAAAGUCUAGACUUUUCCAAUAAUAAUUUUUUAGGUGAAAUACCUGAACAUUUGGCCAUGGGUUGCUUCUCAUUGCGGUUGCUAGCGUUAUCAAACAACCAUUUGGAAGGUCACUUAUUCUCUAGAAAUUUUAAUCUGACAAACUUGAUGUGGUUACAAUUGGAAAACAAUAACUUGACUGGAUAUAUCCCAGAAAGUUUGUCUAAUUGCUCUUUGAAAGAAUUGUAUCUUGGCUAUAACCAUUUUAGUGGUAAAGUCCCAGGGUGGUUGGGAAACAUGUCAGAUUUGGUAGAUUUUAUAAUGCCCAAUAACCAUCUUGAAGGUCCAAUUCCAAUGGAGUUUUGUAAACUUAAUUUUCUUGAAAUUUUGGACCUUUCAGAAAAUAUAAUCUCCGAGUAUUUACCAUCUUGUUUUCAACAUUUUGAAAUCAAACAGGUUGAUUUGUCGAGAAAUAGGUUACAAGGACAACUCAAUGAUACAUUCUAUUAUAGCCUUUCUUUGGAGACAUUAGAUCUUAGCUACAAUUUCUUCACUGGUAACCUUCCAAACUGGAUUGGCAGGCUUUCUCUAUUACGUCACCUCAUCUUGGCUAACAAUAACUUGGAUGGUGAACUGCCUUUGCAAUUGUGCGAGUUAGACCACUUACGUAUUGUGGAUCUUUCUCAUAACAAGUUUACAGGUUUCAUUCUUCCUUGCUUAAAUAUGAGUGAACGCUAUAACAGAGGUUACUAUGCUGCAACUUCAGCUUCUAGUUUUCCGCAUCAAGUUCCUGCUUACACAUACUUUUUGGGUGAGACUCUUGUAUCUGCAUCUGGAAUUGAUCUUUCUUGCAAUAAACUAAUUGGUGAAAUUCCUCAUCAGAUGGGAAACCUUACUAUGCUCCAUAGUUUAAACUUCUCGCAUAACAACUUGACAGGUCCAAUUCCUUCAGAACUUUCAAACCUCAACGUAAUUGAGAGUUUGGAUCUUUCCUACAAUAACUUGAAUGGUAAAAUCCCUCCUAAGUUUGUUGAGCUUUCUAAUUUGGCGGUUUUCACAGUAGCACACAACAACUUAUCAGGUAAGGUCCCUGAACGCGUUAACCAAUUUGCAACAUUUGAGGACAUUUGCUACGAGGGAAACCCCUUGCUUUGCGGACUUCCUUUGUCAAAAAUAUGCAAGGAAAUUGAAUCACCUCCAACUUCAGUAGUUGAUGAGCAUGAAGAUAGUAACUUCAUUGACUGGGGCAUGUUUUACAUUAGUUUUACAGUGUCUUACAUAAUUAUGCUCUUGGGGGUUUUUGUUGUUCUGUAUGUAAAUCCUCGUUGGCGGCAAGUAUGGUUUUAUCUUGUCGAAAAGUGGAUUACUUCCUCCUACUAUUUCAUUGUAGACUAUUUCCUUUGACAAUUUGUGAUCAAAAUAUGUCCUUGCAUUAUAUGUACCCUUAAUUUUCUAUUUUAAUUCGAAUCAUUCAGUAAGCAUAUUUUCAACAACAAACUGUCGGGUAAAAUUCCUCCUCAAAUUGGUAACCUUACCAGGAUUGUUACACUAAAUUUAUCCCACAACAAACUGACAGCGUCCAUCCCAAAGACAUUUUCAAACCUUAAGAAAAUUUACUGGCGAUGGGUGUGGUUUUAUCAUGUUGUAGAUCAUCUCGC
Pistacia vera is the source of this 2387-nucleotide messenger RNA. Its product is annotated as receptor-like protein 1. The transcript is spliced from 2 exons. The record is from RefSeq and is a predicted model, not a curated record. The coding region runs from base 1 to 2133 and encodes 710 amino acids. Gene Ontology annotation, molecular function: protein binding. NCBI's taxonomy places the organism in Eukaryota, Viridiplantae, Streptophyta, Magnoliopsida, Sapindales, Anacardiaceae.